Molecule: messenger RNA, 2982 nt
Organism: Fusarium sp. VM40
Lineage: Eukaryota; Fungi; Ascomycota; Sordariomycetes; Hypocreales; Nectriaceae
Source: the annotation of a GenBank genome assembly
AUGGCGACUCGGCUCAUUCAACCUCAGGACAAGUUGCCAAAACUUGACAUAAAGGCUUUCGGUAUCCUCAGUGAUUUGAAGAUGAAUCUCAAUCAGCAAAUUUCUAAUACUCUGCCUCGAAAAGACUAUGUCAAUGCCAUUCUUGAAAUCUGGGAGGCUGCACUUUACCUGUUAGACCACAACCACCCAGAACUUCACCAGGAAGUGGCACGAAAACUGGUCGCCAACAGUUCUUACGGCCGGAAAUACAUUGUUCAAACUGCUCAACACAUAUCGCUCUCAGGACAACACUCAGUUUGUGUUGAAACCUUGAUACUUAUUCUCGCCCAUCCUUCCUUGUUGAAUUGCCCAGCCGUCGAGUCAUGUGUGCAAGACAUGUAUGCCUGUGUUGCUGGCGAAGGUGGAGAGCAUGGUAUUGACUUCCUAUCUCGUGCGUGUACCUCUCGUCUUGCGAGGCUUGAGAAAUACUCCGGAACUCUCUCCUCCGAAGAAUACGGUCUUAUCUCGUCCAUAGCUAGAGCAUGCCAUGAGCUGGUCCGCCGAACUCCCAGGAUACAAGCCCGCAAAAGCCGACCUGCCUUCCUAGAUCCUCUGAGCAAUUUGAUUGCCAAAAUGGACGAGAAGUUUCCCACAACCAACCUUGAAGGCCUUCAUUCGAGCUUAGACAUAGUCACGAGAUUGGUGUCUAGCACAUCAACACACCUCAAGGGUGCCGGAACUCUAGAGACCAGCGGAGAUGGCCCAUGCGACGACUUGCCAUCGUUCCCAACAAUUGUCGACAAGCCAGGCGGAAGGCAUGACAAUGACUUUGCCGAUAUAUCCGAAAUUUCCAUCUUUCCAACUGUCGAUGAAGUCAAGAGUCAGCACGCCGUCUAUUUACCAUCUACCAACUUUCUCGACACACAUGUGCUUGAAGAUCCUCUUCAGCGAUAUAUCGAUUCAAUGUUUAGGCUUCUUAGACACGAUACCAUCGGCCCAGUAAUCGGCGUUCUUCGGGAACUCUUGGGCUCGGAUGAUCCAAUGGCAGGCCGUCUUUACAACAAUGACCUCGGUGCCGAUGUAUACAAAGGAUGUACUGUUCAUGCACUCUAUCUGGACAAAAAGCAAGGGCCACGGGCGGUACUAUCCUUUUUUGAACCACCGGAUAUUUCAGACUGGCCAAUUCAAUGCCGGAUAGGGUGGUGGAUCGACUCUACUCGGCUGGAAGAGGGACGGCUCCUUUGCUUCGUCUCGUCUGAGGCUGGAUGCCAGAACACACUCUUUUUCCAAGUAACUCAAAAGCGAGUCAAAGGAACAGAUCACAAUGGUCAAAAGUGUUUUAGCGACUGUCUUGUAUCUGAUGGAAAGUCCCCACGAAUAACCGCAAAGCUUAUCUGUCCCAAGCGAAGCUCAUUUAGUCAGUUAGCCCGCUUGUUUUCGAACAAAACUUCGGGGGUAUUGGUCGACUUCAACGGCAUUCUUCCUGAAACUUUCUUGCCCGUGUUCAAGAACCUUCAGAAGAUUCGGCUUGACAACCAUCUGCCCUUUUACAAGUGGCUAGUGCCAACAAGCUCAGAAGUUAGUAACAUCCCGCCUCUAUAUGCGCGUCACGCAGGCUUCACGUUCCCUCUUGGUUGUAUAGCCAAGAACCAUGGCACCGAACUUAGCCUGGAUCCUAAUAUUGGGUUUCAAAGAACCAAUCUCACUGAGCUAGAAACGCAUACAGGUCUUGACAAUGGUCAAUGUCAGGGCUUGGUGGCAGCUCUUUCCAGAGAGUAUGCCCUUAUCCAAGGUCCACCAGGUACUGGAAAGUCGUAUCUUGGCGUACAGCUUGUACGUGUAUUGCUAGCAGUGAGAGAACAAGCGAAGCUGGGCCCAAUCGUCGUAUGUUGCCACACAAACCAUGCUUUGGACCAGUUUUUGAAACAUCUUGAUGCUGCCGGAGUCGAUGGCAUAGUCCGCAUCGGUAAUCGAAGUAACACUCCCGAACUCGAAAGCAGAAAUCUUCGACGGCUCAAAUUUGAAGCUCCCUUAACAACAAUCGAGCGCCGUGAUCUUGAAAUCCUAGACCAGAAGGAAGCGAGUCGCAGAAAGCAAACGCAAGAAACAGCCAAAGACUUGCAAAGAACUUGUGAAGGGCCGCAAGACCCUCACCUAUUGAACUACAUUGCCAAGACCAGGCCAGACAUACAUCGGCAGUUGGCAACGAAGCGAAGGGCUUCAGUUACUCCCCAGGCAGGUUUGGCUGCUUGGCUCGGAACACAAAGACCGUCAGCAGUUGCUUCCGAGAAGUGUGAGUUGGAACAACUUAGCCACAACGCUGAGGUAGACAUACAUGACCUCUCUUCUGCUGAGCGGUGGGCUCUUCUAGAUCAUUGGAUGGAAGAAUUCUCUCAGAAAAAGGUCGACAUCGCUUUUGAGUCAGUGAUGGAGGCAGAGCUUCACCGUAAGAAUGUCGGUAAGAUAUUUGACACUGUCGAACAACGGAUACUUUCCAAAGCUCAUAUCAUCGGGAUUACUACAUCAACCGUUGCGAGAAGGAUCGACUUGUUCAAGAGUGUGUCCCCCAAGGUUAUGAUAUGUGAAGAAGCAGCGGAGGUAUCGGAGCCUGAUUUCAUAUCUACACUGAUUCCCGGACUUGAACACCUGAUCCAGAUCGGAGAUCACAAGCAACUUCGCCCGCAUAUCAACAACCACAAGCUUGGGGUUGAGUCAGAUACUGAGAAGAAAUGGCAAUUCGAUCGUAGCCAAUUCGAAAGACGUGCCACCGGAGAACCAGGCUUUUCUCUUAUGCCUUUUGCACAGCUCAACGUGCAGCGACGAAUGCGGCCCGAGAUCUCGAAGCUCAUCAAGAGGUUAUAUCCUGAUCUCAGAGAUCAUUCUAUCACUAUGGACCAUCCAGAUGUGGCUGGUAUGCGGCAUGACCUCUUUUGGCUUGAUCAUGACUACCCGGAAGACGCGCAGUAUGAAGGUCGACAUGCCAUGUCGCAUCGUAACAGAUAG